This is a messenger RNA of Tinamus guttatus (white-throated tinamou), 2608 nucleotides long. NCBI's taxonomy places the organism in Eukaryota, Metazoa, Chordata, Aves, Tinamiformes, Tinamidae. The record is from RefSeq and is a predicted model, not a curated record.
GGAAGUAACGGCCAGUAGCCGCCACUAUGUUGAUCGAUUAUUUGACCUCGAUCCCCAGAAAGUCCUUCAAGGCGUCAUAGAUAUGAAAAAUGCUGUAAUUGGAAACAACAAACAAAAAGCCAACUUGAUUGUUUUGGGAGCAGUUCCAAGGUUGCUGUAUUUGCUGCAGCAGGAGAGCUCCAGCACGGAGCUGAGGACCGAGUGUGCCGUGGUGCUCGGGAGCCUCGCCAUGGGCACGGAGAACAACGUCAAAUCCCUGCUGGACUGCCAUAUUAUCCCUGCCUUACUGCAAGGAUUAUUGUCGCCAGAUUUGAAGUUCAUCGAAGCUUGCCUCCGAUGUCUCCGUACUGUUUUUAUCAGUCCUGUGACUCCAGAGGAUCUGCUGUACACAGAUGCUACAGUUAUCUCCCACCUCAUGGCACUGCUCAGUAGGUCUCGAUACACACAAGAAUACAUAUGUCAGAUCUUCUCACAUUGCUGCAAACUCCAACACUGGCAUAGCUGCGGCUUUAAAUCAUUGCCUCAGCCACUUCUGUGUGCCAAUGGUCCGGAUCACCAAACCAUCCUAUUUAACCACGGAGCGGUGCAGAACAUCGCCCAUCUGUUAGUCUCCACCUCCUACAAAGUUCGAAUGCAAGCAUUGAAAUGCUUCUCAGUUCUAGCCUUUGAAAACCCCCAGGUGUCAAUGACUCUUGUAAAUGUGUUGGUUGAUGGAGAAUUGUUACCACAAAUUUUCGUCAAGAUGUUACAAAGGGACAAGCCUAUUGAAAUGCAGCUCACAUCAGCCAAAUGCCUUACUUCCAUGUGCAGAGCUGGAGCGAUACGGACAGACGAUUCCUGCAUCGUUCUCAAGACUCUGCCGUGCCUGGUUCGGAUGUGCAGCAAGGAGAGGCUGCUGGAGGAGCGCGUGGAGGGCGCAGAGACGCUGGCCUACCUGAUCGAGACGGACGUGGAGCUGCAGCGCAUCGCCAGCAUCACCGACCACCUCAUCGCCAUGCUCGCCGACUACUUCAAGUACCCCAGCUCUGUGAGUGCAAUCACUGAUAUCAAAAGGCUCGACCAUGACUUGAAGCACGCUCACGAGCUGCGCCAGGCCGCUUUCAAGCUCUACGCUUCUCUUGGGGCAAAUGAUGAAGAUAUCCGAAAAAAGAUCAUUGAGACUGAGAAUAUGAUGGACCGUAUCGUUAAUGGCUUAUCUGAAUCUAGUAUCAAGGUGCGAUUAGCUGCAGUCAGAUGUUUGCACAGUUUGUCCCGUUCUGUACAGCAGCUCAGGACAAGUUUUCAGGAUCACGCUGUAUGGAAACCUUUAAUGAAGGUUUUACAGAAUGCUCCAAAUGAAAUCCUAGUAGUAGCAUCUUCCACACUAUGCAAUCUUCUUCUCGAAUUCUCUCCAAGCAAAGAGCCUAUAUUAGAAUCAGGAGCCAUAGAACUUCUAUGUAGUUUAACACAGAGUGAAAACCUUGCCUUGCGAGUGAAUGGCAUUUGGGCUUUAAUGAAUAUGGCAUUUCAAGCAGAACAGAAGAUCAAAUCCGAUAUCUUGCGAGGUCUGAGUACAGAGCAGUUAUUCCAGUUGCUUUCUGAUUCGGAUGUAAAUGUUCUGAUGAAAACUUUGGGGCUGCUCAGGAAUCUUCUGUCGACUCGCCCGCACAUAGACCAUAUAAUGAGCACUCACGGGAAGCAAAUCAUGCAAGCAGUGACCCUCAUUCUGGAAGGGGAGCACAAUAUAGAAGUCAAAGAGCAGACAUUAUGUAUACUUGCCAAUAUAGCAGAUGGAACUACAGCAAAAGAAUUAAUUAUGACCAAUGAUGACAUCCUGCAGAAAAUCAAAUAUUACAUGAGUCAUUCAAAUGCUAAACUUCAGCUUGCUGCCAUGUUCUGCAUAUCUAAUCUCAUAUGGAAUGAAGAAGAAGGCUCACAAGAGCGACAAGAUAAACUACGAGACAUGGGAAUAGUAGAUAUUCUACAUAAAUUAAGUCAGUCAUCAGAUCCAAAUCUGUGUGACAAGGCGAAGACAGCACUCCAGCAGUAUCUUGCAUGAUCAAAGGCUAACUGAAUCUAUGGACACCCCUCCUGUCUACUUAAGGAAGAGCAGGAAAUAUUCCUGACUCCUUAUAUUUGCACAAGUCACCUUGGGCUGCAUUUUUCUCAGGUGCAGGGAGCUGCUUUGCAGAAACAGUUUAAAUGAUCAGGUCUCCAGCGCACUUGAGAACUUUCUUGAGGUAGUUUCUUUACUCAGAGGACUCCUGGGGGGUUGUUUUGGUUUUUUGGAUUUUUUUUUUUUCCUGAGCUACCUGGACUCUUGAAUAGAACAAUCAGUCGUCGUUUUCCUUUGGGCCUACAAUUUUCUGCUUUUGCUGCAGCCUGUGUGUGUGGGUGUGCGUGUGUUCGGGUGCGUGCGCGGGUGGACGUGUGUGCGUGUGAGACCUCAAUUUUGUUUUUCCUUUUUCUUUUUGAGUGUGAAAAUCUUUUUCUACAGGUUUUCAAGGGUUAACCAUUGUUUGCUGUACGAAUACUUCAAUGAAUUAUAUACAGUUUGAAUGAAAUGUUAUUUAAAAAAAAAGAAAAAAACAAACUGUUGUAACCCAUAAAGUUUAUUUUGAAUUUUGAA